Schistocerca americana (American grasshopper) is the source of this 3652-nucleotide messenger RNA. RefSeq names its product casein kinase I (gene dco). Gene Ontology annotation, cellular component: cytoplasm; nucleus. Bases 160 to 1491 code for a protein of 443 amino acids. Gene Ontology annotation, biological process: peptidyl-serine phosphorylation; endocytosis; signal transduction. The transcript is spliced from 10 exons. NCBI's taxonomy places the organism in Eukaryota, Metazoa, Arthropoda, Insecta, Orthoptera, Acrididae. The record is from RefSeq and is a predicted model, not a curated record. Gene Ontology annotation, molecular function: ATP binding; protein serine/threonine kinase activity.
ACAGGGGUUGGUCAUAUGUUAGUGGAUAUAUUCUGAAAUAUGAGAAACCCAAAUAAAUCUCGGUUUUGGUGUCGUACAUCAGUCUCUUGAUGGACCCAUGUAAUACAAAAUAAACGGCCUCACUGUCUGUAUUAGGCAUUGCGCCCCACAAAUUCGGAAAUGGAGCUCCGUGUGGGGAACAAAUACAGACUAGGCCGUAAAAUAGGCAGCGGAUCGUUUGGAGAUAUAUAUUUAGGGACGAAUAUAUCAACUGGUGAGGAAGUUGCAAUUAAAUUAGAAAGUAUUAGGACUAGACACCCGCAGUUACAUAUUGAGUCGAAGUUCUACAAGUUGAUGCAAGGUGGAGUUGGCAUACCAUCCAUCAAAUGGUGCGGUUCAGAAGGAGAUUAUAAUGUUAUGGUGAUGGAGCUCUUGGGUCCAUCUUUAGAAGAUCUCUUUAAUUUUUGUUCACGUCGAUUUUCGCUGAAGACUGUUCUCUUACUGGCUGAUCAACUGGUUUCUCGAAUAGACUACAUUCACAGUCGGAACUUCAUACAUCGAGACAUAAAACCUGACAAUUUCCUCAUGGGGUUGGGCAAGAAAGGAAAUCUAGUUUAUAUAAUUGACUUUGGUUUAGCCAAGAAAUAUCGUGAUGGACGCUCUCAUCAACAUAUCCCGUAUCGAGAGAACAAGAAUUUGACUGGUACUGCACGAUAUGCCAGCAUCAACACUCAUCUUGGCAUAGAACAAAGCCGUAGAGACGAUUUAGAAUCACUGGGGUAUGUUCUCAUGUACUUCAACAGGGGGUCGCUGCCUUGGCAGGGGCUGAAAGCUGCUAAUAAACGACAGAAAUAUGAGCGAAUCAGUGAAAAGAAAAUGUCAACUUCCAUUGAUGAGCUCUGCAAAGGUUAUCCAGCCGAAUUCCAUGCCUACCUAAACUACUGUCGCUCAUUACGGUUUGAAGAGCGGCCUGACUAUUCUUACCUUCGUCAGCUAUUUCGGACACUCUUUCAUCGUCAGGGCUUCACGUACGACUAUGUAUUUGACUGGAACAUGCUGAAAUUUGGAGGAUCUAGACAUGGAGGACCAGAAGAACAGCAACGUGAGCGACGUUUUACAUCGAGAACAGCUCAAGGUGCUACAGGUCCUGCUGUAUGUACAGGGGCUGCAGCAGGAGUUGGUGCUACUAGCCGUCGCACUCAGACACCAUUCGAUACAGUCAAUACUCCCCCAGGCAAUGCUCCUCCAGUUACCACAGCAAAUCCUACAACUGCAUCUCCCCGAGGGCGUGCUGGUGAGGUACAGGAAAGAAGAGUUAGUAUGCGGUUACAUAGAAGUGCCACCGGUGGAGCACCAAAUGUUUCCACAUCAGACCUGACAAAUACACGCAAUCCUGAUGUGUCUAAGCAGACCAAGAAGCGCCAACGUGGCUCAGAUGGCUCCACCAGUGCCAACGGGGCUGAGCCCCGGGGGAGGAGGGGCCGCAGGGGGGGGAGGAGGCUCUGCUCAUAGAGGGAGCUUGUCCAAGGAUAGCAUCGUGCGACAUACCAAGAAAUGAAAGAUUGGUGUUAUUGAUACGAAAACUGUGAUCAAAAAGCCAUUGUAUUGAGUCAAACAGUUGUCUGCUCCCUCAAUAAAUGCUUUGAUUAUUCAGUAUGACAGUCUGAACUGAAAGGUAUGAAUUCCUCUCGUGGGGUUUGGGAGCAUAUGCUGGAGGCGGAUGUGUUGGAAGUUGAGCCUGUGAGUACAAGCAGCUCUCAGUUGUGUUGCCUAUGUGAUGUCUGUGAAGUUUGAUAACUAUCAUCUGGAGGAAUAUUACAUCAAUAUGUGCACUGUGUUGGUAAAAAAACUGAUUAAAUCAACAGAAUUAUUAGUAAAAAGAUUACUGGAAAAAUACCCACUUUGGGUGAAGGUUGUCUACAAGAAAUAUGUUUAAAAAGACUUUAAAAAAAAUUACCCACCUUGCAUUUUAUAAGAAACAUGCCUUUGUAAUUUUAAAUGUGAAUUUUGGCAAAAUCAAUUGUGUAUUGCAAUUUCUGCGAGAGAAUGGAGCUGUUGUGUAAGGAGAAUGAGUCUGCUGUCAGGACAUCUCUCUCUCUCUCUCUCUCUCUCUCUCUCUCUCUCUCUCUCUCUCUCAUGAGUGAUUGUGUGCCUGCGUGUGUAAAGAGUGGUGUGUGUGUGUGUGUGUGUGUGUGUGUGUGUGUGUGUGUGUGUGUGUCCAAAGUUGUCUUAUGUUUUGUUUCAUACACAUAUGAAGCAGCUGAUAUCUCAUACAGAAAUGAAAUAUGGUUUAAUGUUUUUAUAUAGAGAUAUUUUAUUCUUUAAUUAAACUAGUCAUUCACUCCCUUCAUGUUAUUUGACUUCUGUGCAGCAGAGAGAAAUUUAAUGAGCCAAGCUGUCUGUGGUUUUCUGUGGCUGACAUCUAAAUAACAGAAUUUUUGUAAUGUGAUUUCCACUAGUUCUUGUUGUUCAGAAGCACCAGAAAACAAAGAAACCAUCUUUUUUCCAGUUACCUAGAGUCAGACACAUGGACAUAGCGAUAUUGAAAUAUAAUUCCUAAUUUUUAUUUAUAUUCUAGAGAUUGUGUCUUGUUUAAUUGUUUAUAAAAAAUUUUGUAUGUGAUAUAUUUUAAUUAAUGUUCUACACAAUUAUUUUGUAUUUUUGCAUUGCAGAAGCAAUGUUCAUAACAUUUCCUAGCACCAGUUCUGUGUUUUAAGUUACAGAGAAAAUUUUGUAUACUAGAAUAGUUAUCCGUGUAAUGAAUGAUGUGAACCUUCCCCUUGCUCUUAGGUAUUAUUGCCAUUGCUACAAAAAUUACAGUUCAAUUGCCUGUAACAGAUGAAAUGUAUUUAUCCAAGCUAUUUUCAGAAUUGCUUAUUAUAAGGAACAAUAACAAUUUUGCACUAACUACAUUGUAAGACUGAUUCCUGAUACAGUGGUGUUGUUGUAGAAAUUUGGUUUUAAUAAUGGAAAAUUGUUUGAAUAGGUGUGUAUAUAAAUUAAAAUUUGUAUGUAUUGUGUGCUUUGUAAAUUGUUCAUGUUAUAUGUAUUGCCUUCGAGAACAUAGAAAAUGCUAGUUAUAUCAUUUAGACAGUGUGGUUGUUGGAUGUUGAAAAAUAAUUCUGCAAAAAGAACUUCUUAGGUUAUUCCCUUAUUUACAAAAUAAAUUCUGCAACCAAUCAUUUAAAAACUGUUGUGAGAACAGUUUCAGAUUUAAAUGUCCUGUGUGUGUGUGUGUGUGUGUGUGUGUGUGUGUGUGUGUGUGUGUGUGUGAGUGUGUGUGUGUGUGUGGGUGUGCGCGCACAUUUGUGCGCACUCUGUUAUAAAACAUUUUCGGUGUGGCCUGCAGAUAUUUCUUUUUCCUCCAAAUAGAAAAGGAGUACUAGAACUAUGCACUAAAAUUAAUUUGGUUCCAAACUGGAGCCUGGUGAUUCUGACUUUACAUUUACACAAUAACCUUAAGAUUCUGACCAAAGACUUCAUUCCUUAGAGAACAGAGAAUUUAAAAUACGGCACUCUUCAUUUACAUACAUGUGUAUUGUGUGGAGCCUGUGGUUUUGUAAAAAUUUCAUUAUGUUUAACACUGUCAAAAAUGGUAACUAGUCCCUCAUAUUUCAUAAAGUGUAUUGACUCAUUCUGUGUAUGGGAACAAACUACUCUGGCUGUUUAACAC